GAAGAACGCAACGCGCAACGGAGUCUCAGGAACAAUACAAACAAGCUGACGUCAGAUUCGUCAAAAUUCACAAUCCUCUAUUCGGCCAACUUUUCCCAUCCAUUCUUUUUUUGACAGGUAGCAGCCGAAAAUGGGUUCUCUUGGCGGCCCGACAAACCCUCCACUGGGGCUUAUCGUCUCUUCGAUGAAUAUUUGCCGCAUCCCCGGCGAUGUCGGCAAUACCCAUACAUUCGGAUUCCCGGUUGUCCAGGCCAUGGCGAAGGACUCUCUCCUCGUCCGCAUGGUGUCGGAUCACGACUACGAGGACGGCUUCCUCGACAAUUUCAUCGAGGCGGGCAUGGAGCUCGUCGCGCAGGGGGCCGUGGGGAUUAUCACGAGCUGUGGUUUUCUCGCCAGGGCUCAGAAGGAGUUCUCGAGGCGUUUGCCCGUCCCAGUGGCGUCGUCCUCUCUCAUGCAAAUCCCCAGCAUCAGGAGCAUCCUUCGGCCGGACCAAGCGAUCGGCGUCAUCUCCUUCGACGGACAGCGACUGAACGAGGGCCACUUAAACGCGGUCGGGGUCACGGACUGCUCCAAUAUCUACAUCGCUGGCCCGCCCCCGGAAGGCGGCAUGAAGCGCUGCCUCAGAGAUGGCGAGCCGUACGACUAUCCGGUCCUGGAGGCGGAACUCGUGGCCGCGGCUAGGAAGCUGGUGGAUGAACACCCUGAUAUCGGUGCCAUUGUGCUGGAGUGCACACAGUUCCCGCCGUUUGCGCUGGCUAUUCAGCGGGCUUUGGGUUUGCCUGUCUACGAUGUCUUUACAUUGGCAAGUUGGUUUUACUCUGGCUUGGCUAGAGUACCUUUCCCGAGCUGGACGGAGGAGGAGCAGCUUGACGCAAAAGCCAAGCGACCGAGAGCACGGGAAGAGCUUCUUGAGAGCAGCCGAGUGGAGGCUAUAUUUGACAUCAGCAUGUAG
Molecule: messenger RNA, 952 nt
Organism: Phialemonium atrogriseum
Lineage: Eukaryota; Fungi; Ascomycota; Sordariomycetes; Cephalothecales; Cephalothecaceae
Exons: 3
Coding region: 131-952 (273 amino acids)
Source: RefSeq, a predicted model, not a curated record